GUUUAAAUCUAGAAGGUUGACCUUUAGGUGUUGAGUAGCAGGGUAUACCGGCACUUGAAAGAAAAUAAUAGAAACUUGAAUACAGUGCAAAGACUUUUGUUAAAAAUACAUAUAUUUGUGAAAAUGGAGGUGCUAUCAUUGACUAACGUGAACUACAAAAACAAUGAAGAUUUCGAAUACGACUAUCCGGAAUCGGAAGAAAUGGCUUUAAUCGAAGCCCUAACAACGCGUUUAGAACAAGAAUUGAAAACGGCCAAAAAGGAACAUCUCUCCGUUGGCGAAGUCCUUCUUCCAAAUGGACUUACACGUAGAAUAUCGCAGGAUAUGUUUGUGAUGGGCGAUUCGGAACCUUGUGGACUUCGCGGGUGCACUUUGUACAUCAACUUCGAAGGGGAAGAAGUCAAAAGAAUAUCAAAAAUCAAGUGCGAUCCAACCACCCCAACCACAUUUGAAUUAUACCUUACAUUGAAGCAGUCCACCGCUGGUUGGAACGCGUUCCUACCGCAAUUUUUAAAAAAAAUCACACGAGGCGGUACAGUGAUGAUAAGUCCAGAAUAUGGACUUCAGAAGAAGAAGCUCUAUAGAUCGUCCGAAUAAUAAGUUUUAAAAUACUUAUGUACCUAGAUAGAAAAAGACUGAUUCUAUCGUGUGAUAGAUUUUGCAUAAGUAUUUUGCAUCGUUUCUUUAUUUAAUUGUUUUCAUUGUCAUCUUUGAUCAAUCAUUUUUUACGUGUUAAGUAUAUAUAUAUAGUUUAUAUAUUUCAAAUUUAAACGUACUUUGUACUAAAAUGUAGUUAGGUGUUUAUGCGACGAACGACCAAUUUUUAAUUUGAAGUUGUGAUAUGAAAUUGUAAUUUUUUUUAUUUUUUUCAAAUAGUAUUUCUAUGUUUUUUCUAUUGUGAUAUUAGAGCGGUAAAGAAUUGAAAGGCGAGGAACCAACAUGUUCUUGUUUCGGCGUUUUCUAUUAUUUUUUGUAUUCAGUAUUAAUGGUUGUCGGCCUGAAAUCUAGAAUUUUUCCGUUUAAUUUUGUUUUUAUUCAGGCGCAACUGAAUUUGUUGGUUCUGAGCUCGAAAAAAAGAAUUAAAUUACAAAAAAGGUGCCAGAGAUCUCAAAUUCAUGGUGAAAAUGUGCCAUGAAGAACGUUAAACACAAAAAUGGCAAACUUUAUUUGAUGUAAGGUUUUUUUGUACAUUUUUUCUUUAGGGAAACCUAGUGAUGUAACGAGUUUUUUUAAGUUUUCUAUCGCAUAAUGUGAUAUACGUACUGCAACGUACACAGAGCUUUUUUAUAUAAAAAUUUUUAUUAA
Molecule: messenger RNA, 1305 nt
Organism: Brassicogethes aeneus
Lineage: Eukaryota; Metazoa; Arthropoda; Insecta; Coleoptera; Nitidulidae
Source: the annotation of a GenBank genome assembly